UCGCGGGCUCAUUGUGUAUGGACUCCACGCGACGCAAGUGAGCAUGCAUGGUGACAAGCGUGUCAAUCCGUGCCGCCUCGAGGACCCUCAGGCUCGCCGUCUUGACCCUCGGGCUGUGCCUCUCCGUCGGCAUUUGGCAUGCUACCAUGUAUCCUUCUCAUGUCCUGCCUCCAGUUGAAGAAUUCUGGGAUGGUAUAUACGGUGCUCAAUAUACCUCGUCCAUGCGAGUGUGGCAUCCUCCGCCUAACGAGCUCGUCCCACCGAUUGUACAGUUCUCGUAGUGCUGCACUCAUCUUGAUAAG
This is a messenger RNA of Fomitopsis serialis, 302 nucleotides long. RefSeq lists its product as uncharacterized. The coding region runs from base 48 to 281 and encodes 77 amino acids. The transcript has 3 exons. Lineage: Eukaryota; Fungi; Basidiomycota; Agaricomycetes; Polyporales; Fomitopsidaceae. The record is from RefSeq and is a predicted model, not a curated record.